AGAAAACAUUCAGUUAUGGAAGAUUACCAAUGCAAAGCACCAGAUGUCAGAAUAAAACCUGCUAGUAGGAGAAAGAGCAGACUUCAACCUAUCAGGCCAGAUGUCCUUCGAAGGACAUCAACUGGCUUUGGUGGCGGAGAUCAAACAAAGGCGUUACAAAUGCUUAUGGAAGAAAACGAUCAACUUAAGAAAGAGCUUGAAGAAGCUCGUAAAGAAAUAUUCAAGCUUCGAGAAGAAAAUAUCUCACUUAAAAAGGAUUCUCGCGAUGGUGCCCAGAAAGGUCGUUCAACCUUCCUUACAUCUUCUAAUCCUGAAAGCACUGGUAAGAUCUCCGAGAAUAGCAAAGUCAGUAAUGAUGAGAAAGUCUGCAAUAAUUGUGGCAACAGCAUUGCAAUUAAUAACUACAGCUUGCAUGUAAUCUACUGUGAAAAGAACCUAACAGAAUGCUCGUAUUGAAAAAUAAAAUUUAACAAAUCUGACCUUGACAGCCAUAUCGAGGAAGAAAGAGGAGAAUACCUAGAUUUGUUAGAAGCAGUGAGGAAAGGCAAAAAUUCAGAUAUACAAACUAUGUAUACUCAUGGCAACGACAUAUUCGCAGUUGAUCCAAGUGACAGCAGCGGCGAAACUCUUUUACAUGUUGCUGUAAAGCACGGGAAGAAAGAAACAGUUGAGCUUCUACUUAAAUUAGGAAUUAACAUUAAUUGUCAAAAUAGCAAUGGCGAAGUCCCUCUCCAUCACGCAGUUUCUAUAAAGGAUGAAAAUUGUGCCUUAGAGACGGUUGAAUUCAUGCUCUUAAAAGGAGCAAAUCCAAAACAGAAAGACAAACUUGGUGAUACUCCUAUUGAAAAGUGUAAGAGACUUGGCAAGAGUAAUCUUCUCAUGCUAUUCCUGAAUACAUCAGAUGAGCGAAUCCAAACACCUUCUAUGAAUCUGAGGUUUUAAUGAAAAUGUUAAACUUUAUAAAAUAUAAUCUCUUUCCAAUUA
Messenger RNA from Moneuplotes crassus, 984 nucleotides. NCBI's taxonomy places the organism in Eukaryota, Ciliophora, Spirotrichea, Euplotida, Euplotidae. The record is from the annotation of a GenBank genome assembly.